AUGAAAGCUGAAGCAAUUCGUGGAAAAUUUGGACAAGUUAUACAAAUUUCUAAAACAGAUUUUGUUAAAGAGGUCACAGAAACUAGUAAAGAAGCACCAGUUGUUGUACAUUUAUUUAAAGAUCCGAUUGUAGAAUGUAAAUUAUUAAAUAAAUAUUUAAAUGAUUUGGCAAUAAAAUAUAAAUCAACCAAAUUUGUAAAAAUAAUUGGAGAUCAAUGCAUACCGAAUUAUCCUGAUAAAAAUCUACCUACUUUAUUAAUUUAUCAUAAUGGAGAUUUAGCACAACAGUUGGUUGGAUUAUCAACAUUAGGUGGUAUUAAUAUGAAAUUAGAAGCAUAUCUUUUGUCAGUGGAUGCAAUUGAAGAGGUGUUAAAAUGA
Messenger RNA from Entrophospora sp. SA101, 378 nucleotides. The record is from the annotation of a GenBank genome assembly. Lineage: Eukaryota; Fungi; Glomeromycota; Glomeromycetes; Entrophosporales; Entrophosporaceae.